CCGACCAACAUGCGAGGAAUUCGGUUGCUAAAGGAACUACCAAACUCCCGGAAGGAAGGAUCCACAUUGACCACAGGAGCUGGCCAGAGGAACAAGCGGCAAGUGGGAGUUUCCGCCAUCGCCAUCGAGCCCUCUACUCAACGAAAUGCGAGCCCACUAGAUCCCGUUCAAACUCUCCAAAAGCGAGAAGAAGAAGAAGGAGAAGGAGGAGUCAACCGUACACUUGUAACAGCGCUUGCUGCCCUCCUAAUCGUCAUACUUCUCCUGGCCCUCGUCGUAGGCGGAAUCUACUACCUCCGCAAACACACACGCUCCAAAGUCCGCGAAAUCGAACUUAAGCCCUCCGCAUCCCGAGCUGGUGACCGCGAAUCCUCCAUCCGCUCCUCCACCGCCAGCAGCGAUGGGUUCGCCUCAAAAGACACCAACACCCCUGGCAUCACCCUCCACAAAUCCCCCGCCAAUUCCUCAACAUCACUCAAACGCGGCAGUAGUAGCACCGUCGACGAAGAGUCUUCCAUAGGCAUGUCUCGCGACCAUCUGCAGACACUCCGCUACGAAGCUGGGAGCCCCUCCCCGAGUAUUGCAAGCGUAAGCAGUACUGCGCCUCUCGUUAGCGGCUCAGAGCGCCCCCACGACCAACAUCAUCUACAUCAACAGCAGUACAGCGCACAACAACCUUUUGCAGCUGCAGGCCACAAACGUCGAAUAUCCACCCAGCGCCGUUUAUCCGUACAAACAACUUUCCGCAGCUUGAUGGUUGAGCAUAGCUCUGGGUCUCCUCUCUCGAGCUCCACGGUGCUCGAGGCGUACGAUAAUAGUCAGGCUGCCAGGGCGUCGCCUGUGGCGAAGUCGCCACUCAAAUCGCCCGGGUUCUAUAAGACACCCAGGAAUAUGGAUUGA
Periconia digitata is the source of this 900-nucleotide messenger RNA. NCBI's taxonomy places the organism in Eukaryota, Fungi, Ascomycota, Dothideomycetes, Pleosporales, Periconiaceae. The record is from the annotation of a GenBank genome assembly.